Molecule: messenger RNA, 7593 nt
Organism: Nymphalis io (European peacock)
Lineage: Eukaryota; Metazoa; Arthropoda; Insecta; Lepidoptera; Nymphalidae
Gene: unc79
Product: protein unc-79 homolog
Exons: 56
Coding region: 242-7561 (2439 amino acids)
Molecular function (GO): protein binding
Source: RefSeq, a predicted model, not a curated record
UCUGAAGAGAAGAGAAAAUCUAGAUUUAGGUCUCAUCUCUUUCGUUUGGACGGACACAGCGUCCUAACCCGAUCUGUACCUAAUUUUGUGUAUUGAUUACGUGUUUCCGUCCAUUUCGCGAGUGUCAUUCAAAUGCAGGGCAGUUUUAGGAUUCAGCUCAUAAACAUGGGGACACGGGCGGCGGCCUAGGUGACUCGAUUCUCCGGCCUUAUUUAUAGAAAAAGCUUUAUGUGUGUCCCUAAUGCACUCCACGCAGGCGUUCGAUAAUAUGCAGCUUGUUUUGGAGCCGCUGAAUCUGAAAGUCACUGCGAAGAUCCGGAGCCUGUACGACUGCCAGCUCCGGUUGAUGCACAACAUACAGCCACUACCCUCUGGCACGGAUAUCGCUAAUACCGUCAAGUACUUCUCACAGACGCUCCUCAGUGUUUUAAAAGAUGUCCCAAGAUCACCCUUGGAAAUGAUCCGCGAUGCUGACUGCGAUGCGGAGAGAAUGGGAUUAUAUCCCAAUUUAGAUUACAAGGGGUUGUUUAAUGCAAUUUCUCAGCUCGUAGAUUCUGCUCCCCACUUACAAUAUGGAAUACAAGCAUUCGGUCAAGCUGUGCUGCAAUGCUUGGGCUGUUUGCUACCUUUCAUGGAAUAUGAUAUGAUUGAUAAUUUGCCGUAUCUAGUGGCAUACUGUGUCGCAGUCUUCCCCGCGACAUUACACCAGGAAAUAUUGAACCUACUAUGUUACUAUAUAUUACCGUUCACCAUAACUCGCCGAUACUCGGGAUUAGAGGAAGAAAGUGAAGCCUCUCAGUCUGUGGGUGCCAUUAUAAUGAUGGUGUUCCAACAUUCUAAUAACCCUGCUCACCACUGCCAGCUGCUGGAAUGCCUGAUGUCGAUGAAGCAGUGGGUGGUGAAGGACCUGCUGUGCGUGAUCGCGUACGGCACGUGCGGCGCGCGGGUGUCGGCCGCGAAGCUCCUGUUCUACUACUGGCCACCCUUCGACGCGAAACUCUUCGACAGGAAGGGAUUGCUUUGCAAGUUCUCUAACGACCUGGUGCCGUUCCUGUGCCAGCGCGACCUGUGCGGCAACGCGGGCGCGGCCGAGGCGGCCAAGGUGUGCUACGACCACUGCAUCAGCGUCACCUUCGCCUCCGACACACCGCCCCCGCUCUACCUGUGCAUCGAGUGCGCCAACGAGAUACACAGGGAACACCCCAACCAACGUUUCCACGACAUCCUACAUCCUCAGCAGCAGGUUUCUAUGGUUUGUGAGAACAAGAACUGUCGCUCAACAGAUAAGGCCGCUUACUCGAUUUGCUUCUCAAACGAGUGUGCGAGUUACAACGGCAACCAUCCUAUCAGAUACUGCCAUCAGUGCCAUGGUAACCGACACAACAGUCGCCGUGGUGGUGACCACGUGGUGCACACGAGGCUACCACCGGCUUGGCAGAUGGAUAGUGACAUGCAGACUAAUCUUGUAGAGGCAAUUAUUAGCCUCUUGAAAGAAGCGAAACCGAACAACAUGGAGGAUCCCGACGUUGUCGUCGACCGAAUGAAGGCACCGCUGCACGUCGACCUCCCGGACCCGAUAUCCAUCGAAGACAGACAGCUGCUCGGAAGAUACGGAGUAUGGCUGAUGGUCGGCCUGUGCACCCCGAACCCCGACACGCCCGACGAGGUGCUCGGGCGCCUGCUGUCGGUGCUCUUCCACUGGUUCCACGUGACGUCGUACUCCUACAGCGGGGAGACGGCGAGCACGGUGGAGAAGCUGAAGGUGGAGCACGUGUGCCCGUGGCUGCGCGACAUCGCGGAGCGGCACCGCGGCGUGCUGGUGGCGUGCCUGCUGCCGCACCCGCCGCAGCACACGCGCCAGGCCGGCCACUGGGACACGCUGGCCUCCAAGGCGCACCACCUGCGCGACGGCCUCAACAGGCUGUACUGCUUAAUCCCCUACGGAUUAAUAACUCAGUCCAUAUGGGACUACAUCAUGCCCGCUUGGAUGGAAGCGAUAUGCACUGACGUACCCGAAUCUGAAUUACUAGAGCUGAAAAUAGCGUUGACUAAGGUCCUGGAACCGGAUUGUAGCAUGGUGGGCAUGGACGAACGUAACUUGUACAACUUCGCUACACUCAAAGUGACGGACAAACCGCAACCGGACACGGUGUUGCCAGUGCUAGAAUGGUUUCAGACAGUAUCAUUUCUGGAGGUGAAGAUCCCGCUGACAACGUUAUUCGAUCUCUUCAGUCAUUGCGUUGUAAACUUGCCUGAGAAGAUUUGUAAACCGCCGGGAGAUAAUAAACCAAAAACCGAGAGCAACGAACCACUGCCCGAAGAAAAGACGAACGAAAUGAAAGACGAUGAGACCAAACCGCAGAAUCUUACCUGCUGCAUUCUUAUGCUAGAUAUUAUAUUGAAACAGAUGGAGCUACAGCACCUUCGCAUUAAUAUCCAGAACGUCAGUAGUGAAGCGACGAGGCUCCUACGUCUGAUGUUGAAGUCGAACCAAAUGAAUACCAUCGAACAUGCGGAGUGCCGCUCGGGCGGCGCGUGCGCGUACUGCGAGGCGGCGGCGCUGUGCCACCAGCUGGCCGUGCGCCUCGUGCGCCGCCUGGCGCCGCGCGCGCCCGCGCUGCGCGAGGCGCCCGGCGACGACUGGGCGGAGCCGGCCACGCGCGCGUCGGAGGACGAGCGCAGCAAGUCGGGCGACGUGCCGCCCGCCGACGCGCCGCCGCACGCGCCGCACGCGCCGCCGCUGGCGCUGGCCGACCGCGCCACCGUGGGCGGCGUGCUCGUGCACAUGCCGCAUUUUGUUCAUUUCAUGCAACUGUCACUAAUAAGCGACGUCGGUUCGGACGCCACACUGACUAAAUCGUCAGGCGAUACUCAAAUAAUGACGGCGACGGUGGAGACGAUCACGGAGCAGCUGGACAUGGCGGUGUCACUGCCGCCGCCCGAACAGCCACCCGUGGCCACCGCGCACUUCGUCACGCUCACCGACACCGACGUGGCCACCGCCACGGCCAACGUGUCUACCCCAAACCUAUUAGGUGAUCACGAUGGUGAAUCAGUAGAAGAAGAUAUGACAAAUUUUUGGCCCACUUCUGCCGGAAAAUUUCACUUUUGCAUUGAGGAGUUACCUCAAGAGCUGCAGUACAUACAUCAGUUACUGCAGGAGCUAAAGAAUACGAAGCGGCCUGAUGUCCUAUAUCACCUACUUCAGUGUCUACAAGUUCUUGUUUUGAACACCGACGCGCUCGCUGAACACAAAGGGUUUUUAAUAUGGUGUCAGGAGAACCUACUUAUUGAUAACCUGUGGAACGUGUGCGACGCGGCGCAGUCGCACAUCAGCUCGGUGGCCGUGCCGGUGCUGCUGCACUGCGUGACGCUGGCGGGCGGCGCCGACGUGUUCUGUGCGCUCGUGCGUGACGCCUUCCACCACUCCGACCCCACAAAACGCUUCACCGCCGUCGAGAGGGUCACCAUGCUCAUCAGGUUCAUGGACGGCUCCCCCAUAAAGUCAAGUUUGCCGCUGCAAACAGCGCUGGCUACUGCAUUCUGCUACCUCAUCUCGAGUAUGGACGAUAUCAGCGUGUACGUCGCGCAGCGCGCCACACUCUACAUCGGCACUAUACACGAUAAUGCCAUUGAUCUGCUGCUCUACUGUCUGGAGACGCAGUUCGACUUGGUGGUAGUCGACCGGCCGAUGAUCCUGCAGGCCGUCUACCAGCUGCACAACACCCUCAGCGACAGACGCAUCCUCACCUGGGAGUUCUUCCUCAAUCGAUUCGAGGCCCUGUUCCUGGAGGCGCAGAUCGAUUCGAACAAGAACGCCGACGCGUCGAACACGAGAGGCGGCGAGCGCGACAAGGUGUACUCGCGGCAGUACUCGGCGCCGCUGCUGAAGCGCAAGACGUCGCGCUUCGGGCUCGGCCUCGGCCUGCUGCCGCACGCGCCGCCCGCCCCGCGCGCCGCCAACGCGCAAGAUGGAAUUAAUUCUCUUUCCGGCCGGUCAGACGAAACUCUGACAACGAUCGUACCCAAAGCAUCCGACUUGGAAGAGGCUGAUAAGGAAACCACUAAUCUGCUGGUAUUCCUAUUGAUGCAGUUUUUGUCAAGAUCGGAUCAAGCGCAUCCAACUGAAGACAAAACAACUCAGAAGACCCAGGAUUUAGUUCUUCGACACUUGUUCUUAUUGCUUGGAUAUAACUCCGUGGAAAAAUAUUUUACAAUAUCACCGCAUACACUUCGAUUAUCGUCAAUAUUCAACGCGUUCAUGGCCAAUCUGCCUCAAGUGUUGGAUCAAAACCAUGUGAUGGGGGCCAGCAUCGCUGAACCCACGCUUAUGUUGCUGCAGCACUGCAGCCGACCGGCGGUGCCGUCGGGCGCCGGCGGGCUGCACUCGCUGGCGGCGCUGGAGCCGCACGUGCGGCGCCACUGGCUCAUGGCGCUGCUCGUGCUGCUCUACAAGUACCACUACAGCAGCGGUCCGCUGUGCACGCUGGUGGGCUCGCUGGUGCGCUGCGUGCUGCAGUCCGUGGAGGCGCAGCACCACCAGUGUAAGCGCAUCCCGCCGGUGCUGUUACUACCGCAGCACCAGCAGCAACAGCAGCACCAGGUGCACCAGCAGUACCAGCCGCAGCAGCACCAGCCCGCGUAUCCACAACACUCGCACACUUUAUCUCAUCGUGCCAGGGAGUGUCGCGAGCCGGUGCCGAAGCCGGAAGACCCGACUACGAAGUCCCCGGCGCACUGGCCAGACCCGCCCGAACCUCCCAAGUAUCAGCAGUGGAGCCUGGAGCAGGAGUCGUCCGAGAGCGAGCUGAUCGCCAUCCCGGAGACCAGCGACAAGUCCGACACCACCGUGCACGGCAGCACUGCACCUGGUUCAUUCGACGAGCCGUCGCACUACGAGGACACACCCAACGCGUGUCAUGCGCAAACAAUCGUAUCUCCCUACCCGAAUAUCAGUAAAGUCCAUCUUCCUGGGGGGUCGAGAUCAGGUCAACAGCUUUCGACUAGCUCGUCAGUGUCUGUCGGCAGUGAUUCGUCAAAUAUGAAAUCGACGCCAAUGAGCAGCCAUUCGGUGGAGACCUGGUCAGAUCCGAUCAACCAGCUGAACUCUCCGAGGAUAAGGUUGCUCGGAAAACAGAAGAGGAUUGUAGUGGCCGGCAGCACGUCGCCCGAAACGGCGGCGUCGACCAACGGAGACGCGAGCCACGCGCACCAAGCGCACAUUGCGCACAACGCACAAGCCCCGCCCUCUGCGCACCACGCGCUACUCAGGAGCCCCGGCGUGGCGUACGCGUCGCCCGAGUCCCCGCUGUCGAAGAUGGAGCUCGCGUGGAGCACGCCCCCCCCGACGGGCCCCGCGCACCCCCCGCACCUCUUCCACAUAGCGCCGCCCGUGCCCGAGAGGCUUCUGCCCAUCGGCCCUAAGCCUAACAAGGAACCGUACCCAGUUUUCAACGCGCUGGUAGACAGAGUCAGAGAAGCCCUCAAUGUUCAUGACGAGUCCGUGGAGCGGGCGGACUCCGCCGAGCACGACCAGCGCGCCGCCGACGCGCCGCGCUCCCCCCGGCGGCUGUCCCGCCAGCCCGCGCAGCUGGGCUCCCCGCCGGCGCCCCGCCCGCUGGCCGCCGUGACCUUCGAGGGCGGGCAGAGCUGGUGGGGCGCGCCGCGCCGCGCCGCGCGCCGCGCCGCGCACGCCGCCGCCGCCGCGCCGCGCGCCGACCUCACGCUGCGCUACCGCUGUGGUGAGUGCGGGGGUGCCAUGGAGCAGUACAGCGACGAGGAGUUGGGUUUGUGCGUGAUCGUGCUGGCCACCUUCGUGCGACGUGAGCCCGCCGCUGCCGCUGCACUGCUGCCUGCAUUGCUGCACAGUGUCACACGAGUGGUGCAGCUGGGCAGCUACUCGUGGCAGGCGGAGAGCAGCACCCGUCUGCCGGGCAGCGCCGUGUUCGUGGCGCACCAGUUCUUGCGCUGUGUGCUGCACCAGCUCGCCCCCAACAACGUGUUCCUGCAGCUUUUCCUGCAGCGGACGCCCGAGAAGCAAAGGCAAAUGUUCUUCAAGAGCGUGGCGCAAGCGUUCGUCGACUUCAACGAGCUGUACCCGUGCGGGCCGCUCCAGCUGCUCAUCGAGCAUCUCAACUCGAAGAAGACCCUGCCCAUCGACCAAAUGGGCGUGAUCGCGGGCAACAUGGCGAUGUACCUGGAGUGCCUGGCGCCCGAGGCGCUGGGCCCGCUCAGCGCCUGCAGCGCGCUGCUGGCCGCGCUCGAGACGCUGCUGCGCGCCGUGGCGCUGCAGCUGCCGCAGCUGGACGACGCGCUGCCGCUGCUGCGCGUGUGCGCCGCCGCGCUGCGCGUGCCCGCCGCCACCCACCACAAGAGCCUGCUGGAGCCGAUGUCGAAGAUCGUGAGCUACGCGAUCCAGAACUUCACGGUGCGGCUGUCCGUGGUGAGCGAGGUGAGCGCCGGCUGCAUCCGGGCCUUCGCACGCGACCGCGAUAAGCUGCUGCUGUGCCGCGUGCUGGUCUACGAGCUGCUGCACGCGCUGCGCACCAAGACUACCGUGCCCGACGACAACCUGUUCAUCCUGCUGCAGUUCGUGCUGCAGGGGCACGGCGCAACGCUGCUGCUACCGCCGCAACUGCAGGCGGGCGACCUGCUGGCGGGCGGGGCCGACGCGCGCGAGCUAGCCGGCGGGCCCGUGGACUGCAUGCGUCCGCACCUGGCCGACAUGCUGGAGUUGCUGCACGACCCGCACCUGCUUAACAAGAUUAAGGGCUCGGUCUCGAAGUCGAUCGUGAACCGCAACCUCAUCUGCCUGAACGAGGACACGCUGGGGGCGAUCGUGAAGGGCGGCAUCGCGCAGUACGUGGCCAUGGAGCUGGCGCUGGAGCAGAGCCGCGGCAAGCAGGACCGCGGACCCGCCCGGCACGUGCUGCCGUGGCUGGCCACGUCCUUGCCGGGGUCGCGCGACGUGAACGAGUGCGUGGGUCGCGUGCGGCAGGUGUCGUGGGUGGUGCUCGGCGCGCUCAGCAAUGCGCGCCACCACCCGCUGCAGCUGCCCGUGCCGCUCGACGCCACCUGCCACCUCACCGACCUCAUACAGAGCAUCAUGGCGUCGUACGUGGAGUCUGGCGGCGAGGCCCCCGUGCGCAUGAACGCGCUGUGCGCCGCCUUCGUGCUGUGCCAGCUGUGGACGCUGUACGCGCAGCGCGCCAACGCGCACGACCUGCUGCUGCACUUCUGGUGCAAGCUCGUGCCCACGCUGGCGCAGCUCACGCAUGCCUCGCGCCUGUUGGCCGAAACGGUGAACCUCCACUUCCUCAGCCUCCUGGAGUCCCUGCUGGAGUGCAACUCGACGGUUCUCAACAAGCUGCUCCCGCUGUGGGCGCCCAUCCUGCACUCGCCGCUGUUCACGAUGCCGCCCCACGUGCUGAGCCGGCUGCGCUGCUGCGGCGAGCUGCGGCCGUCGCGCGCCAGCGCCGCGCUGGAGCACCGCCGCCUGUACCGCCUGCUGGCGCGCCUGGCGCAGCUGGAGCUGCAGCCGCACUCCUUCUACUUCAUAUGAGCGCGCGAUCUUAUUCUGUUAAUACAAUAAAU